AGUAUCUUUCUCCCACCAGGUGACAAAUUCAUCUCUCCUUGUGGACCAUGUGGAAUCCCAAUCCAGGCCAGCCUGGUGCCUAUCCUGGGGGAGCCUAUCCUCCCAACCCCUCCUACCCUGCUGGCUCCAAUCCUGCAUAUCCUCCUGCAGUGAAUCCUGGUUUCCCCCCUGGUCCUGUCCCUGGUGGCUCGUAUCCUGUUCCCCCAGCAGGGAUCCCAGGCCAGCCUGCCUACCCUCCAGGCCAUCCUAUUCAGCCCCCAUAUCCCGGUCACCAGCCUGGCUACCCUGUCCCACCUGGUGGUCCCUACCCUCCACCUGCCCCAGGGAUGCCUGGAGGGAUGGGGGUUAACCCUUUGCUGCCUGGAGCUAUCGUAGUGGGCACCCACGUUAUGGAUAAGAAAGCAGCGAAGAAGAUGAAGAAGAAAAUGAAGAAGGCUCACAAGAUGCACAAACCACACAAGCUCCACAAGCUGCACGGCAAGCAUUCCUCCUCCUCUUCGAGCAGCAGUGAUUCUGACUGAGACAUCUCCCUGCCUUCCAUCCCUACCUUCUUCCCAAGAAUGCCGAUCCUCCUGUCACUUCCUGCUUCCAUCCAAUGCUAAUCUACUGAGUAAUCACCAGAUAAAAAUUGACUCCUGCUUGCCAUCCAGCCUGUUUUUACAGGUAUGGGCCAAAAUGUUAAGAUUAUCCCGCUGGCAUGCACCAGUGCAAUGCCUGAUGGGAACUCUGGUGGUGUUGAUUAAAUACAGCUGGUGUGAUCAACUGCCAUGCUGGAGCAGGAAGCCACCAACUGAUAUAAAGAAUGCUGCGAAAUAUAAAAGCUGUGAUGGCGGCCCUAGCCUUCUGAAAAUGUAAAGUGACCCUGCCUGCAACCAAUCAAGUAAUUCUUGAAGCUUUUUGGUUGGUUCUCAAAUGCCUGCAGAAACCUAUUGCGUUAUCACUUUAAGCUGAAGUUUGAUUAUGGCUGAAGUGCUUCUGAAAUCUCCCUUACUCCCCAGUCAACUGUUUACAUGAGGAAACAGUAAAUCAAAAGAGAGACUGCCCUAUAUUUGAAUGGUGACAAAUGCUUGCCGCUCACUAUAAACUGGCAUUAUAAGCGUCUUACAAUAACAAAUAAAAACAGGUUUGAUCAGGGAUAAUUAUGCAGUUCAUUUAUGCAUAUUUUAAGGGCUUUAUUAUGUGAUUUGAGGGGCAAAGUAAUUAGUUUUUCAUAGGACUGUUGAGGAUAAAAAUCUUCUUUUGAAUGUAUCCUAGAGAAUUGUUUGCUUCAGCCUGGGUGUAAAUCACUAACAUUAUGAUUAACUUUAAUAUUAUAUUCAAAGGGGGCAAUUCUUAUUGGUCCAGAGCAGGUAUCUGGCUUGAGGUUAGAAAUGUCUAACACAUUAUCAAAAGGGGUGUGUGCAGCAAUAUGAUUUUUACAUAUCCAUUCCAUUUUCCAUUCCAUUUAAAGGGAGUGUCUUGACUUUGUCUUUAACCCAUUCUUGACUGGUUGAUGCUCAUGCCCUCUCGAGAAAGGACUUAGAUUGCAUCCAGGUAUAGAGCUAAGGCUUGGAGGAAGACCAAAGUGGGCAGAGCUGUAGCCUGCCUUAACGUGACUUUUCUGGACCUCUUGGACUAAGGUGAAUGAAAUUUACCAGGAUGGAUGCUUCUGCUGCUUUGUUAGGCACAGGGAAGGAUGUCAGAAGCCAUAACAGAUUCCUUUGACAGCUUGUUUCCUAGUUUCUGAAUUCUUUCCAGCACCACCCAUCUACAGCUGUAAAAAUAUGUGUGUCCAAUGAUCCCUGGCUUAAAUUUAUUUCUUGUUGCCUUUGUUAACAAUAAAAAGUUUUGGUUUUAAUGUUUAA
Molecule: messenger RNA, 1844 nt
Organism: Heteronotia binoei (common prickly gecko)
Lineage: Eukaryota; Metazoa; Chordata; Lepidosauria; Squamata; Gekkonidae
Gene: PRR13
Product: proline rich 13
Exons: 3
Coding region: 48-521 (157 amino acids)
Cellular component (GO): nucleoplasm
Source: RefSeq, a predicted model, not a curated record